CUCCUUCAACAGCUCCAGGUGCUAAUAAAUCUGAAAAUGAAACUUAUAGAUCCUCUGGAAUAGUCAUCAUAGUCGUAAUUGAAUAUAGAAACGUUCCUUAUAAGACAGACGUUAUAUCUUAUAGAUACUUACCUCGGUUAAUUGAUGGAAAUGAAUAUAAAGUUGUGGAAAAUAUUUAUAAUGUUACUGAUGGAUCAUAUACUCUUAUAGAUAGGCAUGGUAUCCGAUUUAUAUUUCAACAACACGGAUCGAUUGGAGAAUUUGAUUUAAUAACUCUUCUUACAAGUAUUGUUGCUAGUUUUGCACUCUUUGGUAGUGCUAAGAUAAUUGUAGAAAUAAUUAUGCUAAAUUUUUCUCCUAAUAGAAAAAAUUACAAAAAAGCUAAAUACAAAGAACUUGAUCGUGACCUAGAAAAUCAAUCACCUAAAACAUAG
Dentiscutata erythropus is the source of this 434-nucleotide messenger RNA. NCBI's taxonomy places the organism in Eukaryota, Fungi, Glomeromycota, Glomeromycetes, Diversisporales, Gigasporaceae. The record is from the annotation of a GenBank genome assembly.